Messenger RNA from Linum tenue, 1626 nucleotides. The record is from the annotation of a GenBank genome assembly. NCBI's taxonomy places the organism in Eukaryota, Viridiplantae, Streptophyta, Magnoliopsida, Malpighiales, Linaceae.
AUGGCCGCCUCUUCCUCCUUUUUCCGGUCUUCCUCCCCUUCCUCCACCGCCGUCGCCGCUGCUGCAUCCCUCCCCCGCAACCAAGCCAACUCCCAAUUCCGCAUCCCAAGCUCUGCCCCCUGCCCCCGCCUCCGCCGCUUCCCUGCCGUAAUCUCCUGCACAUCAUCCACCCUCGACCCCGCCCCUUCCUCCAACUCCGUCAAGCCCCGCCGCCCCGCCGACGAGGACAUCCGCGACGAGGCCCGCCGCCACCGCGCCGCCUCUGCGGCCAACACCUUAUCGGCCAGAUACGUUCCGUUCAACGCCGGCCCCGACUCCGAUGAGUGGUACUCCCUCGACGAGACCGUGUACCGGAGCCGGUCGGGGGGAUUGCUGGACGUCCAGCACGACAUGGACGCGCUGAAAAAUUUCGACGGCGCGUACUGGCGGGACCUGUUCGACUCCCGCGUCGGGAAGACGACGUGGCCGUACGGGUCCGGGGUCUGGUCCAAGAAGGAGUGGGUGCUCCCCGAGAUCCACCCGGACGACAUCGUCUCCGCCUUCGAGGGCAAUUCCAACCUCUUCUGGGCCGAGCGUUUCGGCAAACACCUGGUGGGCAUGAACGACCUGUGGGUGAAGCACUGCGGGAUCAGCCACACGGGGAGCUUCAAGGACCUGGGGAUGACGGUUCUGGUCAGCCAGGUGAACCGCCUCCGGAAAUUGAACCGCUACCCGCUCGUCGCCGUGGGCUGCGCCUCCACCGGCGACACCUCCGCCGCGCUCUCCGCCUAUUGCGCCUCCGCGGACAUCCCUUCCAUCGUCUUCCUCCCUGCCAACAAGAUCUCCAUGGCGCAGCUGGUCCAGCCCAUCGCCAACGGCGCCUUCGUCCUCAGCAUCGACACCGACUUCGACGGGUGCAUGAAGCUGAUCCGAGAGGUCACCUCCGAGCUCCCCAUCUACCUCGCCAAUUCGCUCAACAGCCUGCGGCUCGAAGGCCAGAAGACCGCCGCGAUCGAGAUCCUGCAGCAAUUCGACUGGGAAGUCCCCGAUUGGGUCAUAAUUCCAGGGGGGAAUCUCGGCAACAUCUACGCCUUGUACAAAGGAUUCAAAAUGUGCCAGGAGCUCGGCCUCGUCGACCGAAUCCCCCGCCUGGUCUGCGCGCAGGCUGCAAACGCCAACCCGCUCUACCUGCAUUUCAAAUCCGGGUGGGGGACGGAUUUCAAGCCGGUGAAUGCGACCACCACGCUCGCCUCCGCGAUUCAGAUCGGCGACCCUGUUUCGAUCGACAGGGCGGUCUACGCCCUGCAGAAAUCGAACGGGAUCGUCGAGGAGGCGACCGAGGAGGAGCUGAUGGAUGCGAUGGCCAAGGCCGACUCCACUGGGAUGUUCAUUUGCCCCCACACCGGUGUCGCCCUGGCUGCGCUGAUCAAGCUGAGGAAGAGCGGGGUCAUAGGGCCGAGCGACCGGACCGUGGUGGUCAGCACGGCGCACGGGCUCAAGUUUUCCCAGUCCAAGAUCGAUUACCAUUCCAAGGCCAUCCCGGAGAUGGCUUCUCGGUUCGCUAACCCGCCGGUGGAAGUGAAGGCCGACUUCGGGUCGGUGAUGGAUGUGUUGAGGAACUACCUGAGAGAUAAACCUCCCAAGUAA